GGAAAUGGAAUGACGUCGUCUGUAAAGCAAUUCAAUCAAAUUAACGGAGUACGUGCCGCGGCCCACGACCCCACAAGCCUUUUGACUUGACUCCAGCGCACAUUAACCGACCUGUUGCUUCCUGCCUGGCCGAGAUGUCUCAAUACAAACUUACAUAUUUUAAUGUGAAGGCUCUUGGCGAGCCCAUAAGAAUGAUACUUCAUUACAUGGGCAAGGAUUUUGAAGAUGAAAGAGUUUCACUUGAAGAAUGGCAGAAGUUAAAGCAAAGAUCUCCUUUUGGAAAAUUGCCGACUCUUGAAGUCGAUGGAAAGGUUUUACACCAGUCGAAUGCAGUCUGUCGUUAUUUGGCCAAAGAAGCCAAUCUUAGGGGGUCGAAUGAUUGGGAAGAUCUGCAAAUUGAUAUAAUUGUCGAUACUUUCCAAGAUUUUAGAAAAGAGGUGAGUUUAUUUCACCACGAACCUGACCCAGCUGUCAAGGAAACGAAGAAAGCUAAAAUUUUAAAUGAAACUUUACCCUACUACUUUAGCAAGUUUGAUAAAAUGGUUGAAGAAAAUAAGGGAUAUUUCGCUAAUGGAAAGCUUUCAUGGGCUGACUUUUACUUAGGAGGGUUUUCAGAUUCACUCGUGACUCUGCUUGGUGUGGAUAUAUAUGCGGAUUAUCCCAAUUUGAAAACCUGGAGGGCCAAAUUUUUUGAAAUUCCACAAGUGAAGGACUGGAUUUCCAAGAGGCCACAAACUGCAUUGUGAUUCAAACCAUUUUUAAUGAUACCGUUUUGAAAUAAAUAAAUUAUAUAAAAAGUUUAUAAAAUUUUUAAUUGAAUGUUUAAAAAAUAAAUUUAUUUAGACACA
Messenger RNA from Cimex lectularius (bed bug), 848 nucleotides. Its product is annotated as glutathione S-transferase-like. Bases 135 to 746 code for a protein of 203 amino acids. Gene Ontology annotation, molecular function: glutathione transferase activity. The transcript has 5 exons. The record is from RefSeq and is a predicted model, not a curated record. Gene Ontology annotation, biological process: glutathione metabolic process. Lineage: Eukaryota; Metazoa; Arthropoda; Insecta; Hemiptera; Cimicidae.